Messenger RNA from Octopus sinensis (East Asian common octopus), 2030 nucleotides. Its product is annotated as protein PRRC1-A. The coding region runs from base 487 to 1323 and encodes 278 amino acids. Gene Ontology annotation, molecular function: protein kinase A regulatory subunit binding. Gene Ontology annotation, cellular component: cytoplasm. Gene Ontology annotation, biological process: activation of protein kinase A activity. The transcript has 10 exons. Lineage: Eukaryota; Metazoa; Mollusca; Cephalopoda; Octopoda; Octopodidae. The record is from RefSeq and is a predicted model, not a curated record.
AAUGAACUAAUUCCUUAGAAGUGUAGCUAAACUCCGGUUACCGAAAGGGAGUUUCCAAGUUUAUUUUUAGUCCAUUGUCGAAAGCGAGGCUCCCCGGGGGUGACGUGGCUUGACGUCAUAGAAUCCAUUUUGGCAAUUCGGAGUUGUGAUCUGAUGGGCCAAGAUGAUGGAAGAAGUGUUUAGUGAUCAGCAGGCAGAGAUUCUGGAGAAGCUGGAAUCUUCUGGACCCUCUGCACAAAUUGCUCACCAGCUUCAAGAAGCAGCUCAGACAGAUGUGAUUUCCUCUGCUGGUGGCAACGGUAACGGUAGUUCAGCCUCACCUGUGUUGUCUUCUCUUAGUUCGUCCCUCUCCAGUAGUUUUACAGAUGGAUCGACAAUUUUCCCGACUACAACUGAUGUCUCUUCUUCCCCCGUGACAACACUAGGAACUCCAAGCAUGACUAUGGCUACCUCUUUGUAACAGAACCCAGUAAAAUUGAUACGCCAAUGUCCAGUUUAACUAUAUCUCAACCCCCAUCUUCCAUCCGAGACAAAAGCUUCCCAUCAGAUCAUGUAGAAACACCAAUAAUACCAAGGGCUGAAACAUCUACUGUCCCACAACAAGAUAUGACACAAAGUCACAGCAGUUUGUUUGGUUGGUUUUCUGGUAGCAAUUUUGUUUCCCGUGUUGUUGAGAAAACUAAGAGUUCAGUUGAAAGUGUGAUUACAACUUUGGACCCUCAAAUGAAAGAAUAUAUAAAGAGUGGUGGUGACAUUGAUAUUAUUGUGGCUUCCACAAAAGAAGUGAAAAUUGGACCUAUUCGAGAAGCAAUGCAACAAGCUUUUGGUCGGGCAACUGUUACUGGAAGAGAUAGUGAGAGUAACACCGCUGCUCAGCCUCUUGGCUACGCUGCUGCACUUCGAGGAGCUCAGGAAAGAAUAUCUCGCUUACGUCAACAAGAUGAUAUUAAAGAGAAGCAAGCAAUUGUUGCCAUUGAAGGCUUCAUUGUAGAACUUCAAGUCGAUGGGUGGUUUGAGAUGAGUUGUUUACACCUCCAGGAUCCAGCCCAUAAUAUCACCGUUACUACUUAUUCUCAACCAACACCAAUUCCAACACCUUAUGUAUUGACCGCUCAGGACCGGACUCCCACAGAUUAUCCCUUGCGCUGGUCAGGCCUUGCUGUGACAAUUGGGCAAGUAGUAGAAGAAGCCCAACCACAUAUUGGGCGUUCUAAUUGGCAGUUAGCUUUAGCUGGUGUCAGUCGCUACCAGAGUUUAAGUUUAGCUGCUCAGGUAUUGGCUUACCUCUAUAAACAACAGUUUCCAACAUCAUAUAUUUCUUGAAGUAUAUUAUUUUUUGGGUCUUUUUUUUUUUCUUAGAAUGUACUAAAAGAAUCUAAACAUUACAAUCCUCUCCCUCUAUUUUUAUUUCGAAAAUGCAAUAAUUUGUAUUUAAAUAAAAUGAGAUUUUCUAACUGGUGAUCAAAUAUUUCAAACUUGAGGUGACAAAUAACUAACAAUAUCUAAAAUUGAGUUUGUUUUGUAGGUUUUUUUCCACUCAUAUUUAUAAGUUUUUUAUUUCUACAUCUUAGAUUUAUUUUAUAUAUGUAUCCAUAUCACAGAAUUAUCUAAAUUUUCAUAUAUUUCCUAAUUUAUUAAGCUGUUAGUCUAAGCUGUGCUGACACCUGAACCAUUUCUUUUAUCUUGUACUUUCUUUACAGAAAUUUUUGAUUUAAUUUUUCUAUAUCCAAGACAAAAAGACAUUUGUUCUUAAUCUUACUGGAUUGCAUUUAUAAAGUUCCAAUUCUUUAAUAUUUGCUUUCCUUUUGUAUUUAAUUCUUAUUUAAGCAGGUAGGUAUUCACCUCUAUAUCUAAAUGUGAUGUACAGUAGUUGUGGUAUGACCUACAAUGAUAAUACAACGGAAGAAAAAGUAACCUGAAAAUAACUAAGGAAGCAUAUUUUCAGGAAUUCAUUUCAACUGUGAUUCUUCUGUUAGUUUAUUUGUUACAACACUUCAAUGUUUUGGAAUAAUAAAUAUUUUAUACUAUUA